This is a messenger RNA of Talaromyces proteolyticus, 3937 nucleotides long. RefSeq names its product histone transcription regulator HIRA, WD repeat superfamily. Gene Ontology annotation, biological process: chromatin remodeling; regulation of DNA-templated transcription; DNA-templated transcription. Gene Ontology annotation, molecular function: nucleosome binding; protein binding. Gene Ontology annotation, cellular component: nucleus; HIR complex. Lineage: Eukaryota; Fungi; Ascomycota; Eurotiomycetes; Eurotiales; Trichocomaceae. The record is from RefSeq and is a predicted model, not a curated record. The transcript is spliced from 5 exons. Bases 315 to 3509 code for a protein of 1064 amino acids.
AAUCAAUCAUCAUUUGGGCAGAGCGCGCGCAACUGCAUCCGUUUCCAUCUCACGAUAUCGACUAGGCGCGAACGACAACUAACCCUCUUGCGACACACCGUCUCCUCUACACUCGUUUCUCUUUUUCUCCCCCAUUCCUGACCGAUUGAUUAUAGACUCUCGCAGGGAGCUGCGAUGCUCGAUUCGCAGUCCUGUAGAGAGAUCUCGUCGACACCCUACUCAUCGCUAUACAGCGUGCAAAGUGCUGCCAAACCAUCCCGAAGCAGUGGUGCAUUUAGACCUCCAAACCUCUCCGCUCCCGGCGAACCGUCGCGAUGCAUAUUAUAAAGCCCGUGUGGCUGACGCAUGGAGGCGAACGCAAAGACUUUGAAGUUUACAGCUGCGAUGUAUCGCCUGAUGGAAAACGAUUGGUGACUGCCGCCGGAGAUGGAUACGUACGCAUAUGGUCGACCGAGGCUAUAUAUAACGCAGCAGACCCUGCUUAUGCCGAUAAGCCCAAGCAGUUGGCUUCCAUGAGCAACCAUUCCGGUACCAUUCACACAGUGCGGUUCUCACCAAAUGGAAAAUAUCUUGCGUCCGGGGCAGACGAUAAGAUAGUUUGUGUGUAUUCGCUUGAUGCGAAUCCUCCGUCUCAUGCUUCUACAUUUGGCACAGAUGAAGCUCCUCCGGUUGAGAAUUGGCGAACGAUCAGAAGGUUAAUUGGCCAUGACAAUGAUGUGCAAGACCUGGGCUGGUCAUACGAUUCGUCUAUUUUGGUCUCUGUCGGACUAGAUUCCAAAGUCGUCGUGUGGUCCGGGCACACAUUCGAGAAGUUGAAGACCUUGUCUGUACAUCAAAGUCAUGUCAAAGGCAUUACGUUUGAUCCCGCAAACAAGUAUUUUGCUACCGCAAGCGAUGACCGGACCGUGAAGAUUUUCCGCUUUACCUCCCCAGCACCAAACUCGACGGCGCACGACCAAUUGAAUAACUUCGUCCUGGAAACAAAUAUUGUCAGACCAUUCCAAAGUUCGCCAUUGACGGCUUACUUUCGACGCUGCUCAUGGUCUCCUGACGGUUUACAUAUUGCAGCUGCAAACGCGGUGAAUGGCCCAGUGAGUUCGGUGGCUAUACUCAACCGCGGCUCGUGGGAUGGUGAUAUCAACCUGAUCGGACACGAAGCCCCUGUAGAGGUCUGCGCCUUCUCACCAAGAUUGUACUCUAUGCAACCUAUAACAAAGGCCGGCGGCGAACAUCACAAUCUGGUUACCGUCAUUGCUUGUGCUGGAGGUGACAAGUCACUCAGUGUAUGGAUUACAAGCAACCCGCGCCCCAUUGUCGUUGCGCAAGACAUUUCUGCAAAAUCGCUCUCCGAUUUGGCAUGGACUCCUGAUGGUAAAUGCUUGUUUGCUACGGCCUUAGAUGGGACCAUUCUUGCUGUUCGAUUUCAAGAUGCAGAACUUGGAUACCCAAUGUCCUUGGAAGAGAAUGAAAGAUCCUUGACAAAGUUUGGUACAAAUAGGAGGGGAGCUGGUAUUGCAGAGACUACGGAUGGUUUACUAUUAGAAGAGAAGAGCAAAGCUGGAGAGAUCAAAGGUGUUGAAGGGAGAAUGGGCGCCUUGAUGGGUGAUGACCAUGCUUCGACGGAUACCACGGUCAAUGGAACCACUGCUGCUGCUGCUGCCACCUCUACUACCCCUGCAGCACCAACGACCCUCACAAACGGUACAUCAACCAGUGCUUCCGAAAAACAAAAGCCACAGACGAACGGGACAGCCCCUGAGCCUGAGAAGAGCGCGGACAAAGCUAAGGAAAAGCCGGAUGCAUAUCAAGCAAAAUUAGAGCGAUUGAAGCAGCGACCGACAUAUACAAAAGAGGGCAAGAAAAGGAUUGCUCCUCUUCUCGUUUCUGGCGCCGGCGCCUCCGAGUCAUCGCUCCCACAGGCUAGGCUUAUGGCGUCUGCCGCUGUCGCCCAAGCCGGAACUGAUACGCCUCAGUCUGUUCUUGACUUGUCUAAGCCCUUUGAUGGGCUACCAAAGGGGGGGCUAUCGGCGCUGCUUUUCGGGAACAAACGAAAAUUAGCCCAGAUUGAAGGGGAUGAGGACAAUCAAAUAGAGAAGCGGAUUGCGUUGACAAGUCAGAAUGGCGCAACCCCAAUUCUCUCCAACACACUAGAUGGAUUACUGCCUGCUCCAACGCUACCACCGGUUGCAGGACAACAAACUACACCGGAAUUCAUUCGUCCCGCAGUAACGAAUCCCUGCAUGUCGAUUAGCCAAUUACGAUUGGCAGUGCCUAAAAUCCGCAGUCAUAUAUUGCAGGCUUUAGAUAGGAAUGGCAAUCCGACCGAACCAACAGGUGAUUCGAAGCAAUCUCGAGUGGAUAUUGUAUUCGAAGCACGCAAUCCACCACCAACUACAGUCACCGGUCGAGCUACGGAUCGAGAGCCGGUGCGAAUCACAUUGAUGCGUUCUGAUCAACCUUUGUGGCAAGAUUUUCUCCCUAGAUCAGUUUUGCUUGCUACUGGCAACACUGGAAUGUGGUCUGUUGCCUGCGAGGACGGGUCAAUCUAUAUCUGGACACCCGCAGGGCGUCGUCUUGUCAGCGCACUUGUUCUCGAGGCACAACCAGUUAUGCUUGAAAGCCAUGGACCGUGGCUAUUAUGUAUCACCGCCGUUGGCAUGUGUUAUGUCUGGAACGUCAAGUCACUCUCCUCUCCCCACCCUCCUGUUUCUCUUCAACCCGUUUUGGACGCUGCUCUCCAUGCCCAAACAGCUCAAGCCAUUCUCGCACCAGCCAUAACAGGCGCUCGAAUCAACUCCGAGGGCCGCAUAGUAGUAGCUCUAUCUAACGGCGAAGGCUACAUCUAUUCCUCGUCUAUGUACACAUGGCAACGAGUUUCAGAAGCCUGGUGGGCCGUGGGCAGUCAAUAUUGGAACACAACUGAUGCCUCUGUUGGCAAUUUGCAAUCCCUCAGCAACCAGAAUGGGGAUGACUCCAAGACCAAGAUUUCGGCCGGUAUCAUUCCAUUCUUGGAACGAAGCACAACCAGCGAAACCUUGCUUCGUGGACGCGCCUAUUUCCUCCAGCGUCUUAUCAAGGUCUUGCUCUCGCGAGAAGGGUACGAGAGCUUUGAGUCGAGUGUCUCAAUCGCCCAUCUUGAAAACCGCAUGGCAGCUGCUCUUUCAUUGGGCGCUAAAGAGGAAUUCCGGCUGUAUCUGUCUAUGUACGCGAAACGCAUUGGAGCGGAAGGCCUACGCAGCAAAGUAGAGGAGCUCUUGAAAGCUCUCGUAGGGGGCAUCUUCGAGGAUGAAGACGAUAUCCCGCAACGACUUUCGCAGAACGAGAAGGAGGGUCGGAACUGGUCGGAGAAUUUAGAUAGUCUUUGUGGAUGGCCACGCGAUGUGCUUCUCAAAGAGGUCAUUGUUGCUCUCGGCAAACAUCGAGAUCUUCAACGUGUCACUGUCCCUUACGCCAAGUUACUCGGUGUUGUUGACGGAGAAGUAGCAGAAGGCGAAGCUAUGGAGAGAUGAAAGUAGACAAAUCCUAUAUAGCGGGGUUUACAGACAGUUUUACAGAUGGCUUUACAGAAUCGGACCAGGCGUUGAAUAGGCGGGGGCGGAUUUUGCUCAUUAUAUCGUUAUAUAUGUGUUUGUAUGUGUGCAGGGAUCCGGAGAUUCAAUACCUAGGUAUGAAUAGGAGCUCUUCGUUGACUCCUACAACAAAUUUAUGUUCUGCAUGGCAUGGGAGAUCAUUUUCAUUCGACUAUAUGAAUUUUGAUCCUGGGGGCGUUCAGUUUAUCUGGCUUUUAUCAACUACUACUAGUACUACUAUGUGGUUUUGGCUGUGUAAUAACAUAUACCUUGGCAACGCUUCGGCUCUUCUACUUUGUUGUUCUAGAAUACGUGUACAUAUGUACCUGUAGAUGUGCCUGCAAUAGCAAGGAAAACUAGUUUAUCGG